AUGGCCCAAUAUGCUUCCGACCCGUACGAGCUGCGCCGCCGCGCCGUCCCUUGGCACGAUCAAGUCCGAGAUGAUCUCCCUACAUGGAUAGUUGAAGAGCUUCGCGCCGGUGCCUCGCUUAAAGAGGUUUUUCCUGAGAUGGACCCCAACCGCAACCACUUCAAUGCCAUGAGAAGUGUUACCCGAGACGAAGACCUCUAUGACUCUCUCACCCCAGAGCAGGUGGCGAGAAAGCAAGAGUUCCUUAGAAUCAUCCGCAAAUGCCUGGACUUCUCGCCCAACUACAACGGCGACACACGCAACGAGCGGAACAAGAGCGCAGACGUUCCCGACAGCCAGAACACUUCGGUGUGGCUGACGGGCCUGCCUGCUGGUUGUGACACUAGCAUGCUCAUGGAAGCCAUCGUUAAGACCGGCAAGACUGGCAAGAUCUGGGCAUCUCACAUCAAUAACGCCGACCCACGCGACCACAAGCCUUUUGCUGCGGCAAAGAUUGUCUUCUUCACCAGGGAUGGUGCUGACAGAUUGAUGGCAGCAGUUCAACAGGGACGGUUCCGUGUUGGAGGCCGCGUCCCGCGGGCGGCAUGGAACCGCAUCAAGUCAGCCACCCGCCCGGCCAAAGACAAGAUCCACUCCCGAGUUCUGAUCAUUGAGGGUCAUAUCUCCAUUGUGAACAAGGAGUCCCUGGAGGAGUGGUUUAAGUCCAAGUUCGAGUUCCAGACCGAUCAGGUCGUCCAGAGAAAGUACAACGCCCGUCUUGGCAUCAAUGUGCUUGAAUGGCGCUUUGGUAGCUACCGCGCCCAAGCCGAGGCUGCUGCCAUUGCCAUAACCAAGGAGCUCGGUGGUAAGGUGAAGUGGACGCAUGGGGAUGACCCUUGCGCCUAG
This is a messenger RNA of Colletotrichum karsti, 885 nucleotides long. RefSeq lists its product as uncharacterized. Bases 1 to 885 code for a protein of 294 amino acids. Gene Ontology annotation, molecular function: nucleic acid binding. The record is from RefSeq and is a predicted model, not a curated record. The transcript has a single exon. NCBI's taxonomy places the organism in Eukaryota, Fungi, Ascomycota, Sordariomycetes, Glomerellales, Glomerellaceae.